AACAACAAAAAUAAUGAUAACUGAAUUAACCAUUCAAUAAAGUCGGGCCGCGGGCCUACUCGUAGGGGUUAGAAUCCGAUAUGUAUAAAAGAAAAUUACGGGUCCCAUUUGCCGCGCUCAAAGCUUCUGAUUCUAAUUGUUGAUUGCAUAUUCCACCCUUUUUCUUCCGUCUACGAGCAGUUGAUUUAUAACCUACGAAUCCUUGCAGCAAAUGCAUUCCUCACCCACUCCCUUUUCUCUCUCUCCUUUUCUAUUCACGCGCUUUCUCUCUCCUCUUCUGUAAACGUCAGUAUAUUCGUCUGCACGUGUAUAUUGGUUUAUGCUUCACGACCUUCCACCCUCAGGAAUUUGAAUAUCCUUUCCGAAAACUAUUUGUUUUCGUUUCUUGCUUCUUUCAGUCUUCGCUGAAUUGUUCGUUAGAUUUUCGGCUGGUUCAACGCAUUAGGCUUGCAGGUUGAUGGUCGAAUCGGUGAUUAUGAGUCAGGAGCUGAGGCAAUCGUUUCGUAGAAUCUUCAUUAAAAAUGAAGAAGCUGUGGUUGGUAAUUCAGAAGCAGUAGGAAUUUUGAAGGAUUAUUACAUUCCAGAUUACAUACUUCUUCCUGAUUCAGAAAUUGAACAACAACCUGAUGUUCCUGAAUGUCCUCUGAUUGUAUUUAUCAACACAAAAAGUGGCGGGCAGUUGGGAAGUGAACUUUUACUAACAUGUCGUAGUCUUCUUAACGAAAAUCAGGUGUUUGAUCUUGGGGAAAAGGCACCUGAUAAGAUGCUCCACCAGCUUUAUUUCAAUUUGGAGAAGCACAAGCAGAAUGGAGAUCAAUUUUCUGCUGAAAUUCAGAGAAGAUUACGUAUCAUCGUUGCUGGUGGUGAUGGAACAGCUGGGUGGCUCCUCGGAGUGGUUUCUGAUCUUAAACUAGCACAUCCACCACCAAUUGCUACUAUGCCGCUGGGGACAGGGAACAAUCUCCCUUUUUCAUUUGGUUGGGGGAGAAGAAAUCCUGGUACAGACUGUCAAUCUGUGAAGUUAUUCUUGAAAAAAGUCAAAGAUGCUAAAGAGAUGAAAAUUGACAGCUGGCAUAUUCUAAUGCGGAUGAGAACUCCUAAAGAAGGUUCAUAUGAGCCGCUUGCACCUCUUAACCUUCCUCACUCCUUGCAUGCCUUCAAACGUGUAUCCGCCACAGAUGAAAUGAAUGAGGAAGGAUACCACACAUUCCGGGGAGGAUUUUGGAAUUACUUUAGCAUGGGUAUGGAUGCACAAGUUUCAUAUGCAUUUCACUCAGCGAGAAAGCAGAAUCCGGAAAAAUUUAAAAAUCAAUUAGUUAAUCAGACUACUUAUGCAAAGCUUAGCUGUAAGCAAGGAUGGUUUUGUGCUUCCCUAAUGCAUCCAUCUUCAAGAAAUAUAGCUCAGUUGACAAAGGUUAAAAUCAUGAAAAAGCCAGGGCAGUGGAUAAAUCUUGACAUACCACGGAGCAUCAGAUCCAUUGUUUGCCUUAACUUGCCUAGUUUCUCAGGGGGUCUUAAUCCUUGGGGAAGACCUAGCAAGCAGAAGCUUCAUUCAAGAGACUUAACUCCACCCUAUGUGGAUGAUGGAUUCUUCGAGUUGGUUGGCUUUCGAGAUGCAUGGCAUGGACUUGUAUUGUAUACUCCAAAUGGACAUGGGACUCGCCUUGCACAAGCAAACAGAAUCCGUUUCGAGUUUGAAAAGGGUGCUGCUGAUCACGCAUACAUGAGGAUCGACGGGGAACCCUGGAAGCAGCCCCUCCCACAGGAUGAUGACACUGUCAUGAUUGAGAUUUCGCACUUCGGCCAAGUUGGCAUUCUUGCUAACAGUCACUGUCUGUCCAGAAGUAUUACGGCGCCUUAUUCGACAAGCAACUCCAUGCACGAUGCAUACAGUAGUGAGUUUGAGGAGGAAGAGUCCGAAGAGAGAAAGAAGUUAGGUGCGGCCAAUACAUUUAGACUGCCAGAUGACUUUGACAUUGCAAGUCUUGGUUGAAUGCAUAUUAUGCUAAAUCUUAAAUAGGAGAUGACUUAAAAUGUGCCCAGCAGCAGCUACACACUUUCAUGAAGCAUGUGCUGUAGUUGGGCCGACUGACUGCUGGGAUGUACGUACAGCUCUCUCUAUCACUAGUUUUGUGUAUAUUGUACAGAUGCUACCUACCUAAUCUUUUGCGAUUAGAUUUUAUAAAUUGACUUCUCAUCUCA
Molecule: messenger RNA, 2202 nt
Organism: Salvia miltiorrhiza (redroot sage)
Lineage: Eukaryota; Viridiplantae; Streptophyta; Magnoliopsida; Lamiales; Lamiaceae
Product: diacylglycerol kinase 1-like
Exons: 14
Coding region: 458-1993 (511 amino acids)
Molecular function (GO): ATP-dependent diacylglycerol kinase activity
Source: RefSeq, a predicted model, not a curated record